This is a messenger RNA of Nerophis ophidion (straightnose pipefish), 1070 nucleotides long. Its product is annotated as protein FAM181A-like. The record is from RefSeq and is a predicted model, not a curated record. The coding region runs from base 137 to 862 and encodes 241 amino acids. The transcript has 2 exons. Lineage: Eukaryota; Metazoa; Chordata; Actinopteri; Syngnathiformes; Syngnathidae.
UCAUUCAACUUGCUGAAGUACCCCCAAAAGCAGGCUGGGCACUGCCGGAGAGCUGCAUCCUAACGCCACUGGUAAUAAUAAUGAUGGACUACAAGUUUUAACAUGGAUUGAUACAUCCCACCAACAAAAGGAUAAAAUGGCAAAUGCAGACAGCGAGGUGAGGACUUUGCUCAAUUUUGUAAAUCUGGCGUCCAGCGAUAUCAAGGCAGCCUUGGAUAAAUCGGCGCCAUGCAGACGCUCCGUGGACCACAGGAAGUAUCUGCAGAAGCAGCUCAAGCGCUUCUCUCAGAAAUACUCCCGGGUGCCAAGAUGUCACUCACUCCGGUCUACACAGUACGGCAAACCCACGGGCGGCGGUGGCGUGCGGGUGGCAGAAAAGGGUGCGGCGGCUGUAAAUACAGACAACAUGGGUGGUUCUGUGGAGCAGGUGCCCAUGAGGAAACGCCAACUACCAGCUUCUUUCUGGGAGGAACCCAAACUGCACUCUCAGUCGGGACUGAGAAAAAGUCAGCAGGCCUCGACGCAGAUGAGAGAACACAGGAAAAGUCACGACGAGGACGGAAAGGUCUCGAAGGAGGCCCUCAAAUUGGAGCGUCUCUCUCACGGUGUGUGCGCCUGCUGCCCUUUCCAAUUCGACCACCACCACCACCACCACCACCACCAUCAUCAUCAACAACAGCAGCAGCAGCAUCAGCAGGUCAUCCAAGGUCACCUCAUGGUGCCGCAUCCUGCUAUCGGACUGUGGCGCAAAGCCGAGCCCGAGAGAGCAGAGCAGAAGAUUCACACUCACGUUGUGGUCAAACCUAUACCCACCAAGCCCGCCAUCCCCUCCCCCAUCUUCAGCGUCUUUGGCUUCAUUUAACAAAUCAGACUAACUAUUAAUAACGAGACACGUCCUCAAGCACUUCAUGGAAUACUAUUUUCUGCUCACGUCUAAAGGACUAAAAUGCACUUCUUCAUGUUCUGUUUCUUUGAUGCCACGCAGUAAGUUGACAGGUUUCUACUUUUAGGCUCAAGGCAAUGUUUGAUACCACUGCUUCCGAUUCUUAAAUAAACGAUUCCCACAAGAA